AUCGGGAAGGUGUCAGUAGUGAAUACAGUGUGUUAAGUGCGUUAAGUGUUUUUAAGUGAUUCCGUCAAACUGUACGCGUCGUCGGGAGAAAUGUUGACGAUGGAAACGGACCUCAAAGGAGGCAGUUUACACGCCACGAUGCCUCCGCAUCACGGUCUCCAAGGUUAUAGUUCGUUAAACGCUUUAGGACAACCUUCGAUGCACCAAUUGAGCCACCAACAUCCGCACCAAAUCCACCACCAGCCGCAAUUGCAUCAGCCGCAACAGCAAAAUCACCAUCAGCAAUCCGGUACGGGCCACAAUCAAACUAAUAACAAUAAUAAUACGACCAAAGCUCAAAAUAUGGAACGCGUCAAGCGUCCGAUGAACGCCUUUAUGGUGUGGUCGCGCGGCCAACGCAGAAAGAUGGCUCAGGAAAAUCCGAAAAUGCACAAUUCGGAAAUUUCGAAAAGGCUCGGAGCCGAGUGGAAGUUAUUAAGUGAAUCCGAAAAAAGACCGUUCAUCGACGAAGCUAAAAGGCUGCGCGCCGUGCACAUGAAAGAACACCCAGACUACAAAUAUCGUCCCAGAAGGAAAACAAAAACUUUAUUAAAAAAAGAUAAGUAUCCGUUGGGAAGUUCGAGUUUGUUACCAACAUCUGCCGAUGGAACGAGAACGACAGCAUCUGCUGUUCAACAAGUGACCGCUAGAGAUAUGUACCAGAUGCCUAACGGUUACAUGCCCAAUGGUUACAUGAUGCACGAUCCCACCUCAUAUCAACAACAAUACGGUGGUGCUAACUAUGCCAGAUACGACAUGGGCCAAAUGCAACACCAAGCGUACAUGAACGGCGGCUACGGAACUUACGGCACGACGGCCUUACCUCAAGGCUCGCCCUACGGCAUCCAGCAAGCCAGUUCGUCGCAUAGUCCCUCAGGAUCCAGCAUAAAAUCAGAACCAGUGUCGCCUAGUUCAGGAUUACAUACGCCUACUCCAGGCGGCGGCAUUAAACGCGAAUACGUCGGCGGACAACCGACUCAGCAGCAACAAGGUGACCUCAGACAAAUGAUCAGCAUGUACCUGCCUACCGACGGUUCUCAGCACAUACAGCACCAUCAGUACAGUGCGUCGCCGGAUCCCAUGGGUCCAACGGGACCUUUGGCACCUUUGACGCACAUGUGAGAACCGCUAUUCGCGGCACAGGAACUCGAAAUGCCGCAUAUUUGAGGCGAAAAUGUGAUGUAAAUUUUUUUUGGACGUUUGUAUAUAGUUUAUUGUAUUAUUUUUUCUUUCUUUAUUUUAAUUAAUUCUUUUAUCGGUUCAUUUCGAAAACCGCUACCAGUAUUUCUCCGAUAAUAAUUUUUCUAAUCGAAGAGAGGAUUAUAAGGUCUUCUAUGGGGGCAACAAAUACCAUGUAAGUCUGGAUUUUUCAAUAUAUUUGUAGUUGUUGCUUAAUGAUUGAUUUUUUGUAUAUUGCUCAAAGCUUUUUUUAAAAAUAAUUUUCCUAUUUGCGCAAUACUGUCACACUAUUCAAUUAAUUGAACGCACAAAUAAUGUCUGCCGUCAUCAGUUUGAUUUCAAGAAAUAAACUUCAAAGUUGCAAUUUAUUAUUUCAAGGUAUUUCAUUUCAAGCCAGGUAGAUGAGAAAGGUGUAAAGUCAUCAGUGGACACAUAUACUUUGGACCUAAAAAACAUAAAUGUUAUUGGUCUGGGGAACAGAUGAUUAGGUACCAAUAUUAGGGUAUCAAUGUCAGGUAAACGCUUAUAGUCUAUUUCAUUGCAGUCGAUAGCUCAAAUCCAGGGAUAGGGCUACCUAUAUAAAGUGAUUGUAAAACCAUUGGGUUUACAAUGACUUUAUGGUCCUAAACCUCGAUUUGAGCUAUCAGCUUCAGAGAAAUAGACUAUAGAAGGGCGAGAAACUAAGGAAACUUAAACGACUUUGGCCAAUUCGAAGUAUUUUUUUUAAAUUCUCUUUUAUUAGUCAUUAAUACCCUUAAUUUUUUAAUUCCUUAGUUUUUUACCCGUUUGAAUGUGAUACUUGGAAUUGAUAUCCUCUGAUAAUGAAAAUUUUCUGUGCAAUUUUUCUACAAAGUCAAACACAGUUCAUUUUCACUAUAACUCAUAUUGAGCAAGUAAUAAGACAUCAAAACAUGAACUUAUUUAUCAAAAUCGUAAAUUGUGAUUUUCUUUUAUAAUAUUUUUUUAGCCAUACCUACCUUAACUAUCAGAGUUUUUGACCCUUAUACCUUAUAAAUAGCUGUACUAAAUUAAUACUAAAAUAGGCGCUCAAGGACUUUAUUCUCGAAACAGGGCAGCAGCGUUCUCAUGAGACCGAAGGUUCUGUCUUCGUCAUCCGUAUUCAUAUUGUCAUAACACUGACAAUGACAGAGCAAUCGUUCUCAUGAGAACGGUGUUCCUAGGUUUUGAGAAUAAAGUCGCAGGUUAGGUGAACUAAUAAACACAUAAUUUGCUCAGUGUAAUGAAAAUCUGGUUCUGUUUUGCAAUUAAUUUUCUAAAGUAAUUUCCAUGUUUUUUUUAAAUCAAAAUCUGCAUUUAUAUUCCCAUUAUCUUCAUUCUUUUGUUAUACUUUUUCAAUCAUUUUU
Ceutorhynchus assimilis (cabbage seed weevil) is the source of this 2582-nucleotide messenger RNA. NCBI's taxonomy places the organism in Eukaryota, Metazoa, Arthropoda, Insecta, Coleoptera, Curculionidae. The record is from the annotation of a GenBank genome assembly.